Molecule: messenger RNA, 912 nt
Organism: Strongylocentrotus purpuratus (purple sea urchin)
Lineage: Eukaryota; Metazoa; Echinodermata; Echinoidea; Camarodonta; Strongylocentrotidae
Exons: 1
Coding region: 1-912 (303 amino acids)
Molecular function (GO): nucleic acid binding
Source: RefSeq, a predicted model, not a curated record
AUGGAUGCUCACGUUAGAUACAGGUGCAUUUCGAACGAAGAUCGAGACCGACUCAUCGACGCCUUCGACGGUCAUCAGGCCGACUACCUGGAGCUGGCAGAUACGCUUGGUAUCAAGCGUUCCACAGCAAGAUCCAUCGUGGCCAACUAUCUGCGGACGGGGAAUCGCCAUAAGCUGGCAAGAGGGGGAGCGAACAACUCCAAGAUGGAUGAUGACAUGAAAGCGCGACUUCAACACGUGAUCGACGCUAACCCCCUUGCUACUCUCCAGCAAAUGAAGACUGAUCUUGCGGCAGCUCUACCUCAAAAGCCAGCUGUAUCUAUCGCUACCAUAUCAAGAGCACUUGACGGAAUGCUCAUAUCAUUGAAGCUGGCGGAGGACGUACCUGAAGGCCGUAAUGCCCAAAGAACUAUUGAUCUGCGCUUCGAGUACGCCGAAUGGUUUAUGGCGGAGGGUGUAGAAGCCCAUCUCGUGUUCAUAGACGAAACGGGGUAUAACAUUUGGACGAGACGUUCGUUUGGAAGGGGACGUCGUGGAGAGCCAGUUCGCAGGGUCGUACAUGGACAGCGAGGACAAAACGUAAACAUUACGUUCGCCGUAUCUGGCGAGGUGGGACUUGUACACCACACAAUUUCAAGCGAAACAACAACACGGGCAAGUUUCGAAGAAUUCCUUGCGGGGACUGCCCGGCAGUGUGUGGACAUGUUUCCACCGGAAGAUCAGGUGUUCUUCAUCUAUGACAACGCCAGACCACAUGUUCGCGCAGAGCUGCCCGCGGACGUAGAUCCAAACAUCCACCUCAAACGCCUGCCUCCUUACUCGCCUUUCCUUAAUCCCACCGAGAUGGCAGAGGGUAGGGGAUCGCGAUGCGGCUCAAGAAGCUGGAAUGACAAUGGGGGAACACCGCCGUGA